AUGGAGCAGACUCACGAGUCCCCGAACAUCAAGGCCGCGUGUCACGUGGACGGUCGCCUGGACGCCCUGCAGAGCCUGUCGUUUGGCCUGGAGAAGUGCCAGAAGUCUCUGAACGACUACCUGGACUCCAAGAGAAACGCCUUCCCUAGGUUUUUCUUCAUCUCUGACGACGAGCUCCUCAGUAUCCUCGGGUCCUCCGACCCCGAGUGUGUACAGGAACACAUCAUCAAAAUGUACGACAACAUUGCGUCUCUUCGCUUCACGCCCAAUCCCAACCAAACCAAAGAGCUGUUGGUGACCGCCAUGAUCUCUGCCGAGAAGGAAGUCAUGGUGUUUCGGGGGACUGUGUCUUCUGACGACAGGUCUGUCACUCCAAGAUCCUUUGUUUUAGCCGACUGGAUGCUGGACUACCAAGGCAUGGUGUGUCUGGCGGCGAGCCAGGUGUGGUGGACGUGGGAGGUGGAGGACGUGUUCCGGAAGAUCAAGACAGGCAAGAAGACGGCGCUCAAGGACUACGCCAGGAAGAUGCAUAUGCAGAUAGACCAGCUGGUUGUCAAGGAAGUACUCUAA
Aplysia californica (California sea hare) is the source of this 570-nucleotide messenger RNA. Its product is annotated as dynein heavy chain 10, axonemal-like. NCBI's taxonomy places the organism in Eukaryota, Metazoa, Mollusca, Gastropoda, Aplysiida, Aplysiidae. The transcript is spliced from 5 exons. The record is from RefSeq and is a predicted model, not a curated record. Bases 1 to 570 code for a protein of 189 amino acids.